ACGGGGAGGUCAAAGGUUACGUGACGUAAAAGGCAGAGAAAGUGUACCAGAAGAAGGUUGAACUCUACUGGUGGUGAAAGAAGAAGUCCAGACAUGGCGGCAGCAACACGACAACUGUCUAUUGACUCUAUUGUCAGCAGUAUGUUAGAUAUGGAUGCUGCCUCCAAUCCUUUUGACUGUGACUCUAUCUCUAAUGACAUCUUUGACAAGAUAUUCGACAGUAAGGAAGAAAAACCACAGGCUGCAGGGGAUGCUCCGGUGGACCCUACUGCAUGUGUAGUAUGUGGAGACAAGGCUUCAGGGUUUCACUAUGGAGCACUCAGCUGUGAGGGCUGCAAAGGGUUUUUCAGAAGAAGUAUCCAGCGCAAUGCCACGUACAAGUGUAAGUCUGGAGGGAAGUGUGAGAUGGACACCUACAUGCGCAGGAAGUGUCAGGAAUGUCGGCUCAGGAAGUGUAAGGAAGCCGGCAUGAAACCUGAAUGUCUCCUUACCAAUGUCCAGAUUCAGUCAAAAUUUCUUUGGAGAAGGAAAAGAAAAGGUGGUGAUGAGCCAGGUCCUCCUGACACCCAAUUCAAAAAGUCCCCCACCAAUGAGGACUCACCAUGUGCCUAUAUGACCAAUCAGGACUCACCACCUGCCUAUCUGACCAAUCAGGACUUACCACCUGCCUAUCUGACCAAUCAGGGUCCAUCAUCUACCUUCUCCAGUAGUCAGAGCUCAUCACCAUACUUUUCAAGCAAUCAGGGCUCGCCAGCUGCCUUGUCGGCCAAUCAGAACUCACCAGCUGCCUUGUCGACCAAUCAGAACUCACUAGCUGCCUUUUCAGCCAACCCAUACUCACCAGCUACCCUCUCGGCCAAUCAGAACACUUUGCUCAGUCCCUUGUCCAAUCAGGGGUCCCCUUCACCUGUCAGUCCUAUUGAGCAGCCAAGCAGCUCAGUGCCAUCAGUAACACUGACCAGUGAGCAGCACAAGUUGCUGACAGCUUGCAGAGAAGCCAAGGAAAAGUAUUUGCCAUGUGUAAUACCCUGUCAUGAGGGCAUGUACAAGAGAAUGAUGGAACUGCCCACAGUAGAGGAGAGAAGGGCCAUGUUCCAGGAGAAAGUCACCAUGAUGGUGGAGCGACUUGUCCAGUUUGCCAAGUGCCUGGAAGGUUUCAUGACCUUCAGCGAAGGAGACCAGAUAGCGAUUCUUAAGGGUGCAUCUUUUGAGGCCCUUAUGCUGGUGAGGUGUUCUUGGCAUUGGAGAAAGAUCAUUCCUGGUCAAGGGAUAGGUGGAAACCGCCAGAUACUGGAAAGUUUCAAGGAAUUCUACUUCAAGAUGCAGGACCUGAAGCUUGAUGACAACACUUAUGCACUUAUCAUUGCACUGGUCCUGUUGUCACCAGACCGACCGUUGAUCAAGAAUUACCACGUGAUUGAGAAAGCUCAGGAGCCGUACAUCAAUGCCCUACAGACCUACUGUAGACUGAACUACUCCAAACCCAACAUGUUCGCAAAGAUCACAGCCAUGCUGACAGAAAUGCGCACGCUUGGAGAGAUGCACGAGGCCUACAUGAAAACCAGAAGCUUCAAGCUGACACCCCUAUUGGCUGAGCUUUGGGACCUUCAGUGAUACCAAUGCAUGAAGCCUAAUCCACCAUCAUUAGUACAGAUGUGUGCAAUGUGUUAUCUAAAGUCCACAUGCAUGGCAUUCUGCACUGUGAUUUAAAACCAAACAACAUCAUUGUUUUGGCUGAUAACAAGAUGAAAAUCAUAGACUUUGGACAGGCCUGCCUCCUGUCAGAUGCUAGAAAGAUGUCGGAACCAUUGUCUGAAUCAGUAUCCAUGGAUAGCCCCAGAGGUAUGCAGGUGUGAACACCAGAAACUUCAAGCAGACACUGAUAUUGGCCGAGCUUUGGGACCUUCAGUAAUACUAGUUAUGCAAUGAAAUCACUGAAAAGAGCAUUUAGUUCAUCCCACUAUUUUCAACUAAGAUUUUUUGGGACAUGUAUUUGAUAGUCUAAGUUUUAAAAAAAGAAACUUGUCAUAAAAUAGCAAAUUAAUUUCACUUAUGAUUAAUUUUUUGGAAGACAAUUGAUGUUAAACUUUAUUCAGAAACUAUGCAACUGUCUAUUAUUUCUCUGUGGACCAAAGUUGUAACAGUGUCACAGAAUUAGAUCCUUACAUGAAAUGAUCCUUACAUAUUAUUAUGCCAGAAAAGGG
This is a messenger RNA of Branchiostoma belcheri (Belcher's lancelet), 2204 nucleotides long. Its product is annotated as oxysterols receptor LXR-beta-like. Bases 94 to 1614 code for a protein of 506 amino acids. Gene Ontology annotation, biological process: positive regulation of transcription by RNA polymerase II; cell differentiation; negative regulation of transcription by RNA polymerase II. The transcript is spliced from 9 exons. NCBI's taxonomy places the organism in Eukaryota, Metazoa, Chordata, Leptocardii, Amphioxiformes, Branchiostomatidae. Gene Ontology annotation, molecular function: zinc ion binding; nuclear receptor activity; RNA polymerase II cis-regulatory region sequence-specific DNA binding. The record is from RefSeq and is a predicted model, not a curated record.